GUUAGAAAAACAAGCGUAUCUCGCGUUCUCUCAUCCCUUUGCUGGUGUGUGUGCGCGCAUGCGCUCAUCGCCAAGCUCGACACGACAGACAGAUGAGUUUUGCUCGACGAAAACUUCAGUUGUGAUGCGGGUUGCAUAGGCUGCAGGGGAUUUAUCGCGCCGCGGUCCGUUCGUCCGGGAAGUUAGUACAUCAGCAGCUCUAGUGUGGUGGUGGCAAUGUGUGGCAUCGACAGGCUGUUGUACCCAACCGAUUCGCACACGAUAAGUGAGUGAAAGUUCUGAUACAAAGAAAAAAGCUGUGAAAAUGUGAUAUUCUUUCCCCACAACAAAAAAGCGAAUGGAACGGUUCGGGCUCAAGCUUAGCGUGUGUGUGUGUGUGCGUGUCCGUGUACCUAAAUGUGUGCUAUAAAAUAUAUAAUCCCAUCAUCCCUCGUUUGGUGUAGUUCGGUCGACAGCGAGUGUUCCGGCGCCACGUUCCUACAGCAUUGAAGUGAUAACCCGUUCCCGAUCGUAACAUAUUUACAUGCAGCUUCCCGAUCUCAACUCGCCGCUAACAGCUUUCCGUUCGUCGUGCUGUGUUCUUUAUCACCCUUAAACCGGAAGGACAUGAUUUUGCGGUCGUAACGUGUGCAAACAACCGUGCGAAUGUGCUGUGAUUCUUUAAGUUCGCCCGUUCGCCCUAUAAUAUACCGCGGAUCGUAAGAUAGUGCACGUGCUAGUCAGCGCCCGCUGGAGACCGGAAGGAUGAACAGUCUAUCGCUGCGCCAUCGAUCGUACUAGUGCAUUACGCGUUCGAUAAUCGAUUUCACGCCCUUAUUUUUACUCAACGGAAGGUUGUGAAUCUAGUGCAACGAAACCGAACGACGGCAUCAUCAAGUCACGCCGACUGCAAAGCUGUCCUGCCGUGUGCCUCGCUACGAUUUUCCAAUGUUUGCUACCUCCGCUACGCUGGCGAUAGCGGACCGACGCACCAGCACGAUGGAACCGGUACGAACGGAUCAUUUGCUGGGCCUGAAGAAGCAAUGCAAGAUGGGCGCCGGAAUGGAGACUAUGGCGGCGAUCGCAACGAGCGGCAAGUUUAUGAUAUCGCACCUGCAGCCACACGAUCAACUGCCGCACCUACCGAAACCGGUAGAUCACUAUCCCCAGCAGCACCACCACCACGGAACAGGAGGACUUCACCACAUCAACGAGCCUGUCCACGCGUCCAACGCCACCCGUUACGGUCACAAUCUCCUACGCUACGACCCAGGUUCGAACCCUUCCUCGCAAACCGGGUACUACGCCGACUACUAUCACUCCUACCAUCAGCCGCUACCCGUACGACCAUACCGCGUGCCCGGAGCGCAACACGCCCGUUCGCUACAUGACCCAACCCCGACGACCCGGUCAGUAAGCGAGCGGCUCAACAACUACGACUACCGGACGGCCGAACGUAACCGGGUCGCUCUGUACGGGUACUCGACCGACCCGGACACCCGCGCGGUACGUGGCCCCGUUGGUGGUAUCCUGAAGAAUAACAUCAACACCACCGGGAACUACCACCAGCUGCCACAUCCAGCUGCGUCCCACAGACCGUAUCCACUGGCGUACGACCUGAAGCAGCAGUAUGAGCAGCGCAAUAACGCUCCGAACGACCCGUACCGUGCUUCCCACGGUGUCAAAAACACCAACAGCACCGUCGACCACGGCUACAACGUGAACUAUAGCUUAAACUUUACGAAAAAUCAGUACAACAUACUGAUCUCGCCACCGCUCCAUCCGGAUCUGGGGCCACGCGUUGCCGUACCACCGUACGAGGAACAUCCCACGAGCCGGGCCGAUAGCUCCCGCGCGAAGUACUACAAUCACCGCGAGCAACCGUACCCGAAGACGUCCAAUCAGGCGAAACAGAACGGUACCAAGCCGUCAGGAAGGCAGCAGCAGCAGCAGCAGCAGCAAAAGCAACCGAAGUCUAGCGAGCAACCGGGUGUGAUACUUUCCGAGAAGCAGUUGCUUGCCCAGCAGGAGGAACUGCUGGCCGGCAAGAUGCAGCGCGAGGAGAUCAUCAUCGAGCACAGCCAGCUGAUGGGUGGGGAUGGAACUGGUCCGGGUGCGACCAUACAUCCGGGUGGUCAGCUGCCGUACGAUCAGCCGCGCCGCGACGGCGCUGUUUCCGGUGUCGCGUCCAAGGGUUUAGGUGCGUUCAGCGUACUCACGCAGGGACAUCAUUUUACGCAGAUAAUUGCAGCACUAGCCGUUUCGCUGGGUCCGCUAGCGGCCGGGCUUGGAAAGGGUUACUCCAGUCCCGCCAUCGACAAUCUACAGGAGCUGCAGAACAUGAAGCGGGGCAACUACACGCACUUCUCCGUCAACGAUCAGCAAGUCAGCUGGAUUGCUAGCCUAUCGCUGCUGGGUGCGCUGUUCGGUGGCAUGUUCGGCGGGCUGGCGAUGCAGUAUGGCCGGAAGCGUGUCCUUACGCUAAUGUCGCUCCCGUUCUCCAUCUCCUGGAUCCUAACCAUGUUUGCGAAAUCCGUCGAAACGAUGUUUUUUACCGCGUUCGUUGGUGGAUUCUGCUGUGCGAUCGUGUCCACGGUAGCGCAGGUGUACGUCAGUGAGAUCGCAUCACCCGACAUCCGAGGGUUUCUGAGCGCGAUCCAGAAAAUAGCGGGACACUUCGGCAUGCUGAUAUCGUACCUGCUCGGUGCGUACCUGGACUGGCGGCAGCUGGCCAUGCUGAUCGCGAUGGCACCGAUAAUGCUCUUCAUAUCUGUGAUCUACAUACCGGAAACACCGAGCUUCCUAGUGUUAAGAGGAUGCGACGACGAAGCACACCGCUCACUGCAAUGGUUACGCGGGCCGCACAAAAACGUAGAGCUCGAGCUGGACACGAUCCGCUCGAACGUGCGUACGACGCGAAUGAAUCUGCUGAACAGGAUCAACACCUCCAGCACGGCGAACGGUGCGGUAGGGACCGGCGUGACGAUAGACGGUGCCACAGGACAAUCGAUCCCGCUCGGGGAUCAUCGCCGAGGGCUUCGGUACUACAUCGAAAUGAUCUCCUUCGAGGCGAUCGUUUCGAACGUCAAGUCGGUGCUCCGGAACGCCCGUCUAGUCAAACCAAUCCUCAUCACGUGCGGGUUGAUGAUCUUCCAACGCUUUACUGGUGCCAGCUCGUUCAACUUCUACGCCGUCACCAUCUUCCGCAAAACGUUCGCCGGUAUGAACCCGCACGGUGCGGCCAUUGCAGUUGGGUUCGUGCAGUUGCUAGCCUCGAUGCUUUCCGGACUACUGAUCGACACGGUCGGCCGCAUUCCGCUGCUGAUCGUGAGCAGUAUCUUCAUGUCGCUGGCGCUCGCCGGCUUCGGAUCCUGCGUGUACUACGGCGAAACGAGCAAGAUGCUUCUCGCCGAAGGUGGCGUCCUGUCGGACGUCAGCAUGGCGACGGGGCAGAACGACUGGAUACCGUUGCUCUGUGUGCUCGUGUUUACUGUGGCCUUCGCGUUGGGCAUAUCGCCCAUUUCCUGGCUGCUGGUCGGGGAACUGUUCCCGCUGGAGUACCGUGCGGUGGGCAGCUCGAUCGCCACCAGCUUCAGCUACUUCUGCGCCUUUCUCAGUGUCAAAACCUUCGUAGACUUCCAGAGCUUUCUGGGCCUGCACGGUACGUUUUGGCUGUACGCUUGCAUAUCCUGCGUCGGGCUGUUCUUCGUCAUUAUGGUCGUGCCGGAGACGAAGGGCCGCGACCUGGAGGAGAUGGAUCCGCGCUACGUGCGAACGUUGACGAUCAAUCGAUGAGACAUGGGUACCCACGUAGAGUAUUUAGUAUAGUAUUUAAGGGACCGCUUCCUUUCCCAUCUGCGCCGGAUGGUCGAGAGGGCCCGUACCUGGACGCUGGAGGUUUGUGCUCGCGAAAGCAAUUCCGACUGUAGACUGUUCCUCUAUCUGUGCGCUACACGCGACUGUAUAGCCUAAAUUGUAUAGUUCGGACUGAUAGAAGGAGAGGGAGAGCGCACAAGUAUUAGCAGCACCAAUCGCAAUGAGGGCCAGUGUACGAUGGCACUGGCAGGAAGGGGACUCCCUCAAAACCCUUGAGCAUUUACUAGCAGAGCAUACGUAGAAACGUUGUGUUUCGGUUCUGUCUUUUUGCCUCAACACGCGUGUUUCGUUGUGCUUUUCAAGACCAACACCCACACGUUACUUAACUACUCGAAUUCUAUUUAAUGCAAGAGAAACAAAUCGAGCAAGUGUUCCUAAUAGAUUUUCGUUCGGCAUUCGUGGUCCACUGGAAAGUAGCGGUGUGGACCUUAGACGAAUGCUGCUCCAGUAGCGGAGAGCAGGAGGAAGCUAGCAACUAGACAAAUUCUAUCAACGAUCAAAAUAGUGAAACUCGUCCAGUCGAAGCUGUUAGUGGAAGUAGGCGUGUGACUAUCGUGGUCACGAAACACUGGUGUUCCCGGUCCCAGAGAAUCGUCUGAGUCCUGUAGCCGUUGUAGCGAAACCAGAGAGAGAGACAAUAAUUUAUAUCGUAGCAGCAACAACAGAGCAAACAACAGAGAAAUCAAUUAUAGUUAAAGAUUACUAUAGCGUAGGGUGGCAACGUGGGGAGUUUGAAACGAACGCAUGCGGCCCCCCAACUUAUAAAUAUAUACAGAUCUAUAUUAUACAUACUUAUAUAUACACAUACAUACACGGAAUCAAAACAAAACAAAACCAGACUGGCCAGUCGCGCCAGCUCGCAAGAAGUAUUUUUAAACCUCUAGAGAGAAAAAAUAAGCGGAAGAAGAGCAACAAGGAACAAUAACUUAUACAGAAGGGACGACGACGUAUCGGCGCUUACUUAUAAUCGACAUUGCUUUGACGUGUUUGCAGCGUGUACUACACUAGACAAUGCCUAGAUGAGGAUAAGGUGGCAAGGGUGUUAGCAGAGUUAGAAAGAGGAACCUUUCGAAGAGGCGGUUUAUAUCCCUGUUCGCUUCGAUAUCCUUCAGCCGCGCGUACUUAAGUGGGCGCCAUUGAAUACCGGCCAAGCCGUGUAAGAUUUUAUAAAAUCGACAUAUCUUCCAACGUUAGCAAAGCAAGCAAAGAGGACAAAAGGGGAUUGGUGAAGGAGACGGUACAGUCCGCCUAAAAGUAUGCAAUGACUGUAUGACAAGAUUGGAACUGCUUUAGCAAAUGGCCAAUCGAGAGCGUUUGCAUGGAGCAAUCGUACAGGGAUGGUCGUUGUGUUAAGCACAUCCCAUGCAACGUUUGUUUUCUUUACUCUGUCCCUUUACUCGUCAAAUUAGUGACCUCGGUUGCACUUUUCCCAUAAGAGUUAACCUACCUAUUUCCGAAUCUACCCUAUCUACCUGAUGUCGACAGUUACACACAAAUACAUACACCGUUACGUAUCAGUUCGGUAGCGUCCGUCUCAAGCGACCAGUACACGAGAGAACUAUAUCAAUUUUUCACUUAGUACAAAACUUGUUAUAUCAGUGAAUGGUGAUCGAGAAAGUUUACUAAAAGCAAUUUGAGUUUUGAGAUGUUCCCAAUAUCAAUUAUAAGGCGAGAGAGAUAGUGAAGAAAAUCGACCAAAAAGCACAGAAAAAUAAUCUCCCGAAAAAAGCAACACUAUAUCGAUUAACUAAAGGACGAACCUCCUUUACUCGAGUUUCGCUAGCAGCCUGUUAAAGCUUCCUGUUCAAAAUGUUGCCCUCUAACUACUACUCGAAAACCUCCCUCCCCCCCCCCCUCGUCGUUUAUUUGCAUUUCUAACAAUUAACACAACACAUUUUAAUAGUAACAACGUAAGCAAAAAUCAGCAUACAUCGAUCGAGACAAAAACAAAAGCCAAACGCGGGCUACGCGCGGUGGGACGAGUCAUGACAAUAAACAAAAUGAUUUCAAAAAUCAAACCAAGUGUUCAGUGCGUGCAAAUCAAGUGUACGACAAAAAGAAAGCCCUAGCAGAAGUAGCAGCAGUAAAAAUGAAAUGUAUCACUACAGUCUACAACUAAUGUAAAACGCUUACAGCUACUGAUGUACCGCUCCUAGUAGUUGUUUUUGUCUUUGUGUGUGUACGGGGGCAGCCAUAAACGCCAGCCGGAUGGACUGUACAGUACGCGAAUCCAUCGAUCGAAUUCUUCGGUAGUGGUAGCACGUAUCUUGAAUAGCUUUCAGUCGUACGCCCCAGUUCAACUCUUUUUUCUCUCAAUUUUAAUCGAAAAACAAAACCACAAUAAUGGCCCGAGGCAAAUAAUUGGAAGUAGAGUAGAGGGUGGUGCCGAACCGUCAAUAUUUACAAUUCGUACGGUAAAGCAACCCGCUUCAUUAGCAACACGUUACCAAGUAACGGUGUUAAACGUGAAACGAUUAAGGCAGCAGCCAGUCAGCUUGUGGGCUAAGCUUGCUUAUAAAGCACACACUGUAAGCCGCUCGCAUGCUUCAACGACAUACGACCGCGAUAGAGAAUUUUCGAUUCCGCUCUUUGCAGUAGCUUCACCGUGUUUGCUUUACGUUGUGCUGAAUGUACAUGGCAAAACAUAGCCGUUGGUAGCCAGGUAGUGUCCGUACCGUACUUAAGUUUCUGGCCUAAGGAAUAGACUAGGAAAGGCUAGCUCAUUUCACCCAUUACUUCAUCAAUUGUAUUAAAAGCGUGGUUCAUUUGUGGCAAUCGUACCGGGAUGCAAUAAUAGUAUCUGUAUAUUGUUUUACUCUUAAGUUUAGUUUUUAACCGUUUCGUGAGAUGAAAUAAUGAAAAAAUUAUGUUUUACAAACUAAAACUUUCGCUUUUGUUUAAUUUUUUUAUUGUGUUUCGUAUACUUUUUUAUAUCCGAUUUUAUAUUAUUUUUCCUUUAUUUUUUAUCAGCUUUACAUGUUGCUGCUUGUUGGCGUACAAAAACGAUUCGUCGAUGGAAAGAAAGAAGAAAGAAACAGCAUUUAAAAAUCCCGCGCAAGAAAAAAAAAACAAAAUGGAGCAUGUGUGCAAAAUUCUAAAGCGAAAACCAUUAUACAAUAAUUAAAGCCGUGUUGGUUCGAAAAACAAGAGUAACAAGUUUAUAAAGAUAGUGACAGCAAAGAGCAAAAAAAUACUUAAACAAAAACAUGGAAUAGGAUUUUUCUUCUAGCGUAGUGCGCCGAUCAUGAUAGACACUAGAUCAAUUUUUUGUACAACGACGAACAAAAAAAAGAAGUAAAACAUAUAAAACGUUUAAGUAAAUCAACACAAUUGCUGUGUGGAGUGGAAACAAAAGAAGCAAAAAAACAAACAAAACAUCAAAAGAGAAACACAGAAAAAUAAAACAAUCUUUAAGAAAUCACAAAUAGCAAGUCAAUAACAAAACAAAAGAAGGAAAAACACAAACACACACACACAGAAUACCGAAACUCCAAGAAAGUAGCUUUAAAUGUGACAAUAAAAAAUGAUAGUUGUUUAAUACUUAGUAUCGCAUUUAACACAAAAAAGAAGAGAGAGAGAAAGAGAAAAAACCCGCAAAAUGGCCAACAGCAAGCAAAUUACAGUUCACGAAUCAAUCAUCAUCAGUAAGAGCAACAACAAGAAGAAAAAAAACAAGUAGGAAAACAAACAGCCAAACGAAAAGCGUUAAUUAAGAGAAGAGAAAACAAAUAAAACUUAUUAUGAUAGGAAAAUUUAAUUAAAAAGAAAGAUAACUAAUGACAAUACACAAAAAACGAAGGAAGUAAGAGUAAAGUAUAAAAUUGUAGUAAAAAAAGAAAAAGGUUCCAAUCGGACUCGUAUCGAUCGUUUCUAAACAUUCGAUAGUGGAGGCGAACGUCGGUGAUAAUCUGUUGAUUGGUUUUACUUCCCUCACUAACUAACACACGAGCUAUAAUAAAUAUAUACACAUAUAUGGAUAGGUUUAUUCUUCCCCAUACUGUUGUUCGUUACAGAUUGUAUACAGAGUCGGAUCGUUUCAAAAACUUUAACAAAAGAAAGAAAAAAACUUUGCCAAGCAUCGUUCGCAUCGUUCUUCUUCAAGGCGGAGAAGAGUCCAUUAUUAACGAUAUUGUUAUGUGAAUGCUACAGUUUAAAUGUUAAAAACCCCGCUCUCUCUCUCUUAAGCUCAAUUUAAUUCCUCUUCUAAAGAGACUUUGCCGAAUAAAAGCCGAACAAAGCAAAAACAUAGCUAAAACAGUGUUCAAAACAAUGCCGCGUUUAUAGCGAAAAAGGUGAAAGAUGUGCGAAAAAGAAAAAAGAAGAGAUAAAAGUCGAUUUAUUAUAGCAAAAACUUGAA
Molecule: messenger RNA, 8212 nt
Organism: Anopheles stephensi (Asian malaria mosquito)
Lineage: Eukaryota; Metazoa; Arthropoda; Insecta; Diptera; Culicidae
Exons: 7
Coding region: 928-3774 (948 amino acids)
Biological process (GO): transmembrane transport; carbohydrate transport
Cellular component (GO): membrane
Molecular function (GO): sugar transmembrane transporter activity
Source: RefSeq, a predicted model, not a curated record